AUGCCUGAAAACUACGGUCAAUACCAACAAACCAUCUACUCCAAUGGAAUGUUUUCCAGCGGUCGUCCAGUCAUCACAACCGAUCCACGUCUACUGGAGGAACAAGCACGCAAAACCAUGAGCUUACAGUCCUUUGGCUACAUAGCCGGUGGAGCUGGAGAGAAGGCGACUAUGGAUAGUAACCGUUUAGCGUUUCGCCAGUGGAAGUUAAUACCGAAGAUGUUGAGAACGACAGAGGUUGAUACCUCAAUCGAACUCUUUGGAGAGAAAUACUCCCAUCCAGUCCUCAUGGCGCCCAUCGGUGUUCAAGCUCUGGCCCAUCGAGAUAAGGAAACAGGCCUUGCCGAGGCCUGCUCUGAAGUUGAUGUCCCAUAUAUUUUGAGUACCGCUUCUGGAUCAUCAUUCGAGGACAUAGCCGCCAGUUGUGGAGAUGUCCCAAAAUGGUAUCAGCUGUACUGGCCGAAUGACAAUGAUAUCACGAUUUCGCUGUUGAAAAGGGCGAAGGAAAAUGGAUACAAGGCACUUGUAGUGACUUUAGAUACUUGGACUCUAGCGUGGCGUCCGGCGGAUCUCGACACCGGAUAUCUACCUUUCCUGGCAGGCAUUGGGACAGAAUUUGGUCUAACAGACCCUGUAUUCCGUGCAAAGUUUGAAGCAGACACCGGAUCAAAAGUCGAAGAUGAACCACUUGGAGCCGCCAGGGCAUGGUUGCAGAGUAUCUUCGGUGUCAAUCAUACCUGGGAAGAUGUGGCCUUUCUGCGAAAGAAUUGGGAUGGGCCGCUUAUCCUCAAGGGUAUACAACAUGUGGACGAUGCGAGAACUGCUUUGAAAUAUGGUUGUGACGGUAUCGUGGUAUCAAAUCAUGGAGGCCGACAGCUGGACGGAGCAAUCGGCUCGCUCGAAGUCUUACCCGAAAUUGUCGAUGCAGUUGGCAAAGAUAUGACUGUUCUAUUCGAUUCCGGAAUCCGCACAGGCUCUGAUAUCGUCAAAGCCAUUGCACUCGGCGCAAAAGCAGUGUUUGUUGGUAGGCCGGUGAUGUAUGGAUAUGGUAUCAAUGGAAAGGAAGGCGCGAAAGAAGUCCUGCAAGGCUUACUGGCCGAUUUUUAUUUGAGUAUGGCUAUUGCGGGGAUUCCAUCGAUUGCCGAUUGUCAUCGGGAAGUACUCCGGAAGGUUCAGUAUGGUGGUGAUCUGAAGGCUUCUCUGUAG
Molecule: messenger RNA, 1206 nt
Organism: Talaromyces stipitatus ATCC 10500
Lineage: Eukaryota; Fungi; Ascomycota; Eurotiomycetes; Eurotiales; Trichocomaceae
Product: FMN dependent dehydrogenase, putative
Exons: 5
Coding region: 1-1206 (401 amino acids)
Molecular function (GO): FMN binding; oxidoreductase activity
Source: RefSeq, a predicted model, not a curated record